This is a messenger RNA of Perkinsus marinus ATCC 50983, 1410 nucleotides long. RefSeq lists its product as hypothetical. The coding region runs from base 1 to 1410 and encodes 469 amino acids. The record is from RefSeq and is a predicted model, not a curated record. Gene Ontology annotation, molecular function: oxidoreductase activity, acting on paired donors, with incorporation or reduction of molecular oxygen; iron ion binding; heme binding. Lineage: Eukaryota; Perkinsozoa; Perkinsida; Perkinsidae. The transcript has 4 exons.
AUGCUCCUCUCGAGCAGACCUACCCCCUCCGAACCUAAACCAUCGAAAGGAGUACCACUGGAGGCCCUACUUGCCAGAGACGUCCGGCAGAACCACGUUGAGUUCAACGAGAAGCUCCACCGAGACUUUCCUGAGCAACCCGUCGUGCCUGUCCUGGGCAGCGAGCCUAACUUCUAUCUCGUCCAUACUAUGAAGGCGGCUAUGGAGGUCACCGCUAAGUCUGAAUACUUCUCGAGUAACCCUUGGAUGGACGGCCGCCUGGUUGCCCUCAACACGAUGAACAAGACAGAUCAUGACAGAGUGUUGAGGACGGUUAAACGGUUUUACGGUGCUUCCAAGGUCAAGAACGUUUAUUCGGAGAUCAUCGAUCGCGCCUUCGCCACUAACCGGCCCUUCCUCCACACUACUGGAGAUUUGGUAAGGUGGGCUAAGCGUGUCCACAUGUACACCUCGCUCUGUGUUGCUGGCAUAUCUGAUGACCCUACUACUGAGCUGAUCGACAGGUUCAUAGCAUACAACGAUGUUGCUGUCCGUCUGGUCUCGCCCCUGGGAGGCAUCGGUCGGCGACCAGUCCUGUCCUCAACCGUCAUUCUCAGUUUCAUCAAAGGCUUACUUGCAAGCAUCCGUCCGACCCUGCGGUUGGUGAUGGAGGUUGGGCUCUGGUCUACACUGCAGAUCCUCCGCCCAGACGUGUCCCUGCGGCCUACCAUACGGCCCUAUAUGCACGUAUGGGAGUACCCCCACCUCCUCGCGCAGACUCCCGACUACUUCAUCGCCCUCAAUCGGGCCCUUCAAUCACCAAUGCCAGGAACUCCAACAGAGUCCCUCAAGGCCGCGGUACUUCUCGGCACAAUUUCGACGGCGGAGGCGCUGACACUAAUGGUCCAGUUGAUGGUAAACAUGACAACUGCCAACGGGUUGUUGAACCUAGCUUCUCGGAUCGCUACUUGCGAGUCGAGCAUGUUGCCGAGGCCUGGAGAUGACGAAGGUGUUUUGGAGUUCUGUAAGGAGUGUAUGAGGCUCGAGCCACCACUGAUGCGGAACCCCCGAACUGUUAUAAAGUCGGGCGCGACUAUCGGAGGCAUCACCAUCCCGAAAGGCAGCCUCCUUCUUAUCAUGAUAGGGGCCGCCAAUGUAGAUCCCGAGGCAUUCGGAGAGGAUGCGGGGGAGUUCAAGCCCGGCAGAGUGUCGGAGACUAACUCCUUGACAUUCGGCUCAGGUCUGCAUUACUGUCUUGGACGCUUCCUCACUGAAGCGCAGGCUCGUGCCGCGUACCCAGAGUUGGUAGGCGAGGACGGCCACCACGUGGUCAUCGACGAGACCAAGGAGAAUGAGCGUGUUUCUGACGUUGAUGUUGGCAACUACGGUUGGAAGAGCCUCUAUGCUGUUGUCAGUUCCCUACCAAAAUGA